This is a messenger RNA of Arabis nemorensis, 1077 nucleotides long. The record is from the annotation of a GenBank genome assembly. NCBI's taxonomy places the organism in Eukaryota, Viridiplantae, Streptophyta, Magnoliopsida, Brassicales, Brassicaceae.
AUGGGUUUCCGUGGGAAGUUCUUCUUCCCAAUCCUCAUGACUCUAUCGUUAUUUCUAAUAAUCAGAUACAACUACAUAGUCUCCGGUGAUCCUCCUCUCCGGCAAGAUCUCCCUGGACGCCGGUCAUCCUCUUCGGGCGAUGACGUCACAUUUCCCGUCAAGACUCAGUCAAAGAGGACCAAGAGACUGUUUCACACGGCCGUGACCGCCACCGACUCGGUCUACAGCACGUGGCAGUGUCGGAUCAUGUACUAUUGGUACAACAGGUUCAGGGACGAGCCCGGUUCUGAUAUGGGCGGGUUUACCCGGAUCUUGCAUUCGGGUCGACCUGAUGGCCUCAUGGAUGAGAUCCCUACCUUUGUUGCUGACCCUCUUCCCUCUGGUGUUGAUCAGGGUUAUGUAGUUCUGAAUAGGCCUUGGGCGUUUGUGCAAUGGCUACAACAAGCACAUAUAGAGGAAGAUUACAUUCUCAUGGCGGAACCUGAUCAUAUCAUAGUUAAACCGAUACCAAACCUAGCGAGAGGCAAUCUCGGGGCUGCAUUUCCCUUUUUCUACAUUGAACCAAAGAAAUAUGAAUCGGUUCUCCGCAAAUUCUUCCCCAAGGAGAAUGGCCCGAUAUCAAGAAUCGAUCCCAUCGGGAAUUCUCCAGUGAUCGUCUCUAAGAAAGCAUUGAAGAAAAUUGCUCCGACAUGGAUGAACGUUUCUUUAGCUAUGAAGAAUGACCCACAAACAGACAAAGCUUUUGGUUGGGUCCUAGAAAUGUAUGCAUAUGCUGUUUCUUCAGCGUUACACGGCGUGAGCAACAUUCUUAACAAAGACUUCAUGAUUCAGCCUCCAUGGGACACCGAGUCAAAGAAGACUUACAUAAUACAUUACACUUACGGUUGCGAUUUCGACAUGAAGGGGAAUAUAAUGCGCGGGAAGAUUGGGGAAUGGAGAUUCGAUAAACGGUCUUACGGAGAUAAACCGCCCCCAAGAAAUCUCACAUUGCCUCCCCAAGGUGUUCCCGAGAGCGUGGUGACAUUGGUGACAAUGAUGAACGAAGCUACGGCUAAUAUUCCUAAUUGGGAAUCUUAA